UUUACGCUUGCAGGGCAAGGGGCGAUUAAAAUGAAUUGAUUUUUUAAAUUUAAAUGAUUAUUUUGUAUUUUAUUUCUCAGAAGAGUUCCUUAUUACACUACGGGUGGUUUUUAGUCUCUCUUACUACAGAGAACCCGUGGUUUGGUCUUUAACAUCAUUUUCUGAUUAGUUGAAUUUCAAAAGCCGGAUAACAUCUAGCUCAGAGUUUAUGGAAUAAGCUAUUUUCACUUUAAAUUGACUUAAAUGGUGCAGAUCUCGGUUGCUUGUCGUUUACGUUCACUGCUCAUACGUUUUUGACUCAUCCUACAGUUUAUACUGUUAUAUAAUCUUUGUCGUUUUGUCUUUGUCUAUAGUUUCUCUUAAUGCUAGGGGGUUACGAAACAAUGUGAAGCGCAAGGCCUUAUUUUAAUUUUCUAAACAAUUUUGAACAGAUUUUUGCUUUUUUUUCAAGUCUCACUCAAUUUCGGCUGAUGCCAACUUCUGGAGGUCACAGUGGGGCAACGAUAUUUGGCUUUCCCAUGGAUCUGAACGCUCCGCUGGUGUCACUACAAUGAAAAAUACCUUUGGAGACAAUGACCUGCAAGGCACGGACGGCUCGGGGAGUCUUGGGGGCCCUGAUGUCCGCAGACGCAUCCCCAUCAAACUCAUCUCCAAACCAACCAUCAGGAGCAAACCUGCUCCCCGGACACAAAGACCCAUGGGCCGGCAGCCCUCCAAACCCCAGGCUGGGGAUGAAGAGAGUUUUAGCUUCAAGCAAGAGGAGAGGUUCGACUGUGGUACCAAGGCUGGGGAUGUGUUUGCAAGUCAACGGAGGUUCCCCCAGCAAAUGUUUUGGGACUUUAAGUUGAAUUUGAUAGGUGAAAAGGAUGACAUUCCAGCACACUUUUGUGAUAAGUGUGGUCUGCCCAUAAGGAUCUAUGGACGCAUGAUUCCAUGCAAACAUGUGUUCUGUUAUGAGUGUGCGUUGCUCCACGAGAAGAAGGGAGACAAGAUGUGCCCAGGUAUGCAGCUCUUCAGCUGCACAGACCCGGUCCAGCGCAUCGAACAGUGUCUGCGGGGCUCCCUCUACAUGUGCAGCAUUGUGAAGGGCUGCAAGCGCACCUACCUUUCCCAGCGUGACCUGCAAGCUCACAUCAACCACCGCCACAUGAGGGCAGCCAAGGCUUUGGCAAGCCGCCAGGACGCCCUGCACCUUCCCCCAUCCACAGAGGUGCCUGACCGCUUCCGUGUGCCCCCGCCUCACCUGCCCAAGACCCAAGGGCACCUCCCGCCCCCUCUCCAACACGGGGGUCAUGACCCCUACAGUCAGCCACCACCGGCUUCCCAUGAUGCACCUCCUCUUUCCCAGGAGACCUUCCGCAUUGCCACCGUAACUACACGCGCACGCAGCAACCUCAUCACUGUGCCAAUCCAGGAUGACUCCGGUUCUUCCUCCACCUCUUCCUCCCGUGACCCUCUCCCUCCUGGCCCGGGCCCUGCUCCACCCCCACACCACCACCCUGGGGACUACCCUGGUCAGCCUGUAGUGUCCCACCCCCACCACAUGAUGGCGCCACCGCAACAGCGCUAUGGCCCUCCACCUCCUCCCCCUCCACCCAUCAACCACCCCAUGCAGCACCCGCCCCAGGGCUCUGGGACACCCCACAUGGUGUACAACCAGGCCGGCCCUCCCCCGCCUAUGUCCAACGCACCCCCUCCCAUUACCCCCCCGCCAGGACACAUCAUGGGUCAGAUGCCCCCCUACAUGAACCACCCUCCUCCAGGCCCCCCACCUCAACACGGUGGUCCUCCAGUCAACGCCCCCCCUCCCCACCACUACAACCCUAACUCCAUGCAGCAGUUCCCUGAGGACCAGGGCACACUCAGUCCCCCUUUUAACCAGCAAGGGGGUCUGAGCCCUGGGAUGUGGCCUGCCCCUAGAGGGCCUCCUCCUCCAAGGAUGCAGGGCCCCCCACCUCAGGGCCAGAUGCCUGGACCACAUCACCCCGAUCAGUCCCGCUACCGCCCUUAUUAUCAGUAAACUCUCAACUCCCCACAAACUCAGGGGCAUUGUUUGACUUGUCCCUAUUCCUCUCCACUGGUUUGAAUAAUGUGAACAUGAGUCUCUGGGUUCUGUAUGACUGUCAUUUCUAUGGAAACACUUUAGAGACUAGUCUAUGGUGAAUGUAUGUAUGUAGCUGUUCACUUUUAUUGAUAUGAACCUUUUGGACUGUCAAAUGAGCAACGAUACAUUUGAAUCGCUCCUGUAUUUGUCUCCAAUGGACAUUGUUGUAUCUUGAAAUUUUUUGGUUUGAUGACGUCUCAAUAAAUAUUUUCUAACAAAG
Messenger RNA from Salmo salar (Atlantic salmon), 2324 nucleotides. Its product is annotated as E3 ubiquitin-protein ligase Hakai. Gene Ontology annotation, biological process: protein ubiquitination; regulation of cell adhesion. The record is from RefSeq and is a predicted model, not a curated record. Gene Ontology annotation, molecular function: ubiquitin protein ligase activity. NCBI's taxonomy places the organism in Eukaryota, Metazoa, Chordata, Actinopteri, Salmoniformes, Salmonidae.